AUGAGUGUCAACGGCCCGGUUCCGCCACCUGACCCACUCGCCGCCACCGCAGAGGCUCUGCCCACGACGGCGGUGGCACCGGUGGGCUCACUGGCGGCGAAGAAGAGGCUGCAGUACGCCAAGAGUAAGAGCACCUCGGCCAACACACGGCCACAGAGAGCGCUGUUCUGCCUGAACCUGAACAACCCGUUGCGCCGGGCCUGCAUCAGCAUCGUGGAGUGGAAAUAUCCUUUACUGCCAUUUGAUAUCUUUAUACUAAUUGCUAUUUUUGCCAACUGCAUGGCCUUAGCCGUCUACAUCCCGUUUCCUGAAGACGACUCCAACUCGACCAAUCACGACCUGGAAACAGUUGAAUAUGCCUUCCUCAUCAUUUUUACAGUCGAGACCUUCCUAAAGAUCAUCGCGUACGGAUUAGUCAUGCAUCAGAACGCGUACGUCAGGAACGGCUGGAACAUGCUGGAUUUCGUCAUCGUUGUCAUUGGACUGUUCAGUGUUAUCCUCGAAGUUUUGACCAAAGAAGGGGGUGAACAGGAGGUAGGAAGCCCCGCCCCCUCCUCACAUGGCCAUGGAGGCAAACCGGGAGGCUUCGACGUCAAAGCUCUGCGAGCCUUCAGGGUGCUGCGACCCCUUCGCCUGGUCUCAGGAGUGCCUAGUUUACAGGUCGUAUUGAACUCCAUCAUUAAAGCCAUGGUUCCUCUUCUCCACAUUGCUCUGCUGGUCCUCUUCGUCAUCAUCAUCUACGCCAUCAUUGGCCUUGAGCUCUUCCUUGGGAAAAUGCACGCGACCUGCUUUACCGUCGGGUCAGCUGUAAUAGCGGAGGAAGACCCGGCUCCCUGUUCAGUAAAUGGUGACGGCCGUACCUGCACCCUGAACAAUACGGUGUGUAGAGAAGGCUGGAACGGCCCCAACGGUGGCAUCACCAACUUCGACAACUUCCUGUUUGCCAUGCUGACGGUAUUCCAGUGCAUCACGAUGGAGGGCUGGACGGACGUGCUCUACUGGAUGAAUGAUGCGAUGGGGAUGGAGCUGCCCUGGGUCUACUUUGUGAGCUUGGUCAUUUUUGGCUCUUUCUUCGUCCUGAACCUUGUUCUGGGAGUGUUGAGUGGUGAGUUCUCUAAGGAGCGAGAGAAGGCGAAGGCCCGUGGAGAUUUCCAGAAGCUCCGUGAGAGGCAGCAGAUGGAGGAUGAUCUUACAGGCUACCUGGACUGGAUCACACAAGCCGAGGACAUCGACCCUGACAACGAGGAUGAGGAAGAUGGGAUCAAACACAACCCGAGUGUUCCAGCGAGCGAUACUGAAUCCGUCAACACGGAUAAAGAUGACGACACGUGCUGUGGCCCUCUGUGUCGGAAAAUUUCAAAGUCAAAAUUCAGUCGGCGCUGGCGUCGCUGGAACAGGCUCUGCCGCAGGAAGUGCCGCUUGGCCGUGAAAUCUGUGCCGUUUUAUUGGCUAGUGAUCAUUCUGGUGUUCCUCAACACGCUCACCAUUUCAUCAGAGCACUACAACCAACCAGACUGGCUCACGGUAGUGCAGGGGGUGGCCAAUAAGGUGCUGCUGGCGAUGUUCACAACUGAGAUGCUGGUGAAGAUGUACAGUCUGGGUCUGCAGGCCUACUUUGUCUCGCUCUUUAACCGUUUCGACUGUUUUGUCGUAUGCGGCGGAAUCAUAGAGACGAUCCUAGUGGAACUUGAAAUCAUGCCUCCACUCGGCAUCUCUGUGCUCCGCUGCGUACGACUCCUGAGGAUCUUUAAAGUCACACGUCAUUGGGCGUCUCUCAGUAACCUGGUGGCAUCUCUGCUGAACUCCAUGAAGUCCAUCGCCUCGCUGCUGCUCCUGCUCUUCCUCUUCAUCAUCAUCUUCGCUCUGCUCGGGAUGCAGGUGUUUGGCGGCAAGUUCAACUUUGACGACGUACACCAAAAACGGAGCAGUUUCGACAACUUCCCCCAGGCCCUGCUGACCGUCUUUCAGAUUCUGACAGGUGAAGACUGGAACCAGGUGAUGUAUGAUGGCAUCAUGGCGUAUGGCGGACCUUCGUCAUCAGGAAUGAUCGUGUGCAUUUACUUCGUCAUCCUCUUCGUCUGUGGGAACUACAUCCUGCUGAAUGUGUUCUUGGCCAUCGCCGUGGACAACCUGGCGGACACGGAUUCGCUCAGUACUAAGAAGACCACUGAUGACAAUCUCGAUGAUGAGGAAGAAUUCAAGGUUCCAGUUGAAGAUGAGAAAGAGAAUGCAGAAGAGGAGGAGUAUGAAGAGGAGGCUCCAUCAGGGCCUCGUCCCACCAUCGCAGAGCUGGUGAGGAAAGAGAAGAUUGUACCGAUACCAGAGGGCACCGCCUUCUUCUGUUUCAGCAAUACAAACCCGUUUCGUGUUUUGUGCCACAAGAUAAUAAACCACCACAUCUUUACCAACAUAAUCCUCGUCUUCAUCAUGCUCAGCUCCGCCUCCCUCGCUGCUGAGGAUCCAAUCAGAACCCACUCUUUCCGCAAUAUUGUCCUCGGCUAUGCCGAUUAUGUCUUCACUAGUGUUUUUACAUUUGAGAUUGUUUUGAAGAUGAUGACAUUCGGAGCGGUUCUCCACAAGGGGGCGUUCUGCAGGAACUACUUUAACUUGCUGGACCUGCUGGUGGUCGGCGUGUCACUGGUGUCAUUUGGGAUACAAUCUUCAGCGAUCUCAGUCGUGAAGAUUCUGCGUGUGCUGAGGGUGCUGAGGCCCCUCAGAGCCAUCAAUAGAGCCAAAGGACUGAAGAACGUGGUCCAGUGUGUGUUUGUGGCCAUCAGGACCAUCGGGAACAUCAUGAUCGUCACAUCGUUGCUCCAGUUCAUGUUCGCCUGUAUCGGAGUGCAGCUCUUUAAGGGGAAGUUUUACCGCUGCAGUGACGAGGCCAAAUCAAGCCCGGAGGAGUGCAAGGGUACGUUCAUCAUGUACAAAGACGGAGACAUGAAUCAUCCCACCAUCCAGAAACGUCAGUGGUACAACAGCGACUUCAACUUCGACAAUGUGCUCAUGGCCAUGAUGGCGCUCUUCACCGUGUCCACCUUCGAGGGUUGGCCAGCGCUUCUCUACAAGGCCAUCGACUCGAACAAGGAGAACUUUGGUCCCAUCUACAACUACCGUGUGGAGAUCUCCAUUUUCUUCAUCAUCUACAUCAUCAUCAUCGCCUUCUUCAUGAUGAACAUCUUCGUGGGUUUCGUCAUCGUGACGUUUCAGGAGCAGGGAGAGAAAGAGUACCAGAACUGUGAACUGGACAAGAACCAGCGCCAGUGUGUGGAGUAUGCACUUAAAGCCCAACCUCUGAGGCGCUACAUCCCUAAAAACCCCUAUCAGUACAAGUUCUGGUACGUGGUGAACUCCACAGCCUUCGAGUACAUCAUGUUUGUCCUCAUCAUGCUCAACACCAUCUGCCUGGCUGUACAGCACUAUGGGCAGUCUCAGACGUUUAACUACGUGAUGGACAUCCUGAACAUGAUGUUCACCUCAGUCUUCACUGUGGAGAUGGUCCUCAAACUGAUCGCCUUCAAACCCAAGCAUUAUUUCACUGAUGCUUGGAACACGUUUGAUGCCUUAAUUGUAGUUGGUAGCGUCGUAGAUAUUGCUAUCACUGAAGCCAAUCCCACAGAGGCUCCGCAGGUGGAUGAGUCGGGGAAUCCAGAAGAAAACGCUCGCAUCUCCAUUACCUUCUUUCGGCUGUUCAGAGUGAUGCGACUGGUCAAGCUGCUCAACAGGGGGGAGGGAAUUCGUACCCUUCUGUGGACCUUCAUCAAGUCUUUCCAGGCUUUGCCGUAUGUGGCUCUGCUGAUCGCCAUGCUGUUCUUCAUCUACGCCGUCAUCGGCAUGCAGAUAUUUGGGAAGAUAGCCAUGGUAGAUGGCACACAAAUCAACCGGAACAACAACUUCCAGACUUUUCCACAAGCCGUGCUUCUGCUGUUUCGAUGUGCCACAGGUGAGGCGUGGCAGGAUAUCAUGCUGGCGUGUAUGUCCGGGAAACUCUGUGACCCAGAGUCGGACUAUAAUCCAGGAGAGGAGAUGACCUGCGGCAGCAGCUUCGCAAUUGUCUACUUCAUCACAUUCUACAUGCUUUGUGCAUUACUGAUCAUUAACUUGUUCGUGGCCGUCAUCAUGGACAACUUUGACUAUCUGACGCGUGAUUGGUCCAUCUUGGGACCGCAUCACCUCGACGAGUUUAAGAGGAUAUGGUCCGAAUACGAUCCAGAAGCCAAGGGCAGAAUAAAACAUUUAGAUGUCGUGACACUACUGAGGCGCAUUCAGCCUCCGCUCGGCUUCGGAAAACUGUGUCCUCACAGAGUCGCAUGCAAGCGUCUAGUGGCCAUGAACAUGCCCCUGAACAGUGAUGGCACUGUGAUGUUUAACGCCACACUGUUUGCACUGGUCAGGACUGCACUGAAGAUCAAAACAGAUGGUAAUUUGGAGCAGGCAAAUGAGGAGCUGCGAGCCGUAAUUAAGAAGAUCUGGAAGAGGACCAGCAUGAAGCUGCUUGACCAAGUGGUGCCCCCUGCUGGUGAUGAUGAGGUAACCGUGGGGAAGUUCUAUGCCACCUUUCUGAUACAGGACUACUUUAGGAAAUUCAAGAAACGCAAAGAGGAAGGACUGGUGGGAGUGCACCUUGUGCAGAACAACACGGCCAUCACGCUGCAGGCUGGUCUCCGCACGCUACAUGAUAUUGGGCCCGAAAUCCGCCGUGCCAUAUCAUGUGACCUCCAGGAUGAGGAGCUAGUAGACUUUAUACCUGAGGAGGACGAGGAGAUUUAUAGGCGAAACGGUGGCCUUUUCGGCAAUCACAUUAACCACAUCAACGGCGAUCCCCACCGAGGUUCCGGGCAUCAGACCAACGCCACGCAGCGCCCCCUGCAGGUUCAUCCUCCCCCGCACUACGCCGACAUGGAACAGCCCGUGGGCCGGCUGGACCGCGCCAACGCCAUGGCCCAACAUAAUCAUCAUCACCACCAUCAUCAUCAUCACAAUCACCACAAUUCUUACAGCAAGUCACCCAAGUCCACCAACAUCAAUCUGAACAAUGCUAACAUGUCCAGCCUGCCCAAUGGAGGCCACAAUCGCUACUACCAGCACGUCCCGGCGAACGGCUACACCGGAUCAUACUACCCAGGCGAAUAUGAAAAGCCCAGGACGCCACACGGACAGAGAAGGCGCUACUAUGAGACCUAUAUUAGGUCACGUGGCAGUAUCAGGCGCCAGCCCACGAUUCGUCGCGAGGAAGAGUUUGAUGACGACCGCUACUCUGGGGAGUACUACAGCGGAGAAGAGUAUUAUGAAGAAGAUGGCAUGCUGUCGGGAGACAGGUAUCCCAGCAGCGAUCAGGAGUACGAGACUCCCCGUGGCUACCAUCAUCCCGACAGUUACUAUGACGAUGAUGAGCAGCCCCUUUACCACGACUCGUAUAGGUCACCAAAGAGACGGCGGCUUCCUCCAACACCACAGGGCAACCGGAGGCCGUCUUUCAACUUUGAGUGUCUGCGCAGACAGAGCAGCCAGGAUGAGCUUCCUCGCCAGCGCACUGCUCUUCCACUCCAUUUAAUGCAACAUCAGGUGAUGGCAGUAGCAGGGCUUGACUGGAGUAGAGCUCACAGAGUCUCACCUACUCGCUCCACUCGCUCGUGGGCCACGCCUCCUGCCACGCCUGCCAGUAAAGACCGCACCCCCUACUACACACCCAUGAUCCGAGUGGACCGCCCACACCGGCACAGCAUGGGCGGCAGCUACUGCUCGGUGAGGAGGAGCUCAUGGUACACAGAUGAGCCGGAGUACCAGCAGAGCACCUACUCACCAGUGCACCUGCAAAUCCCACCCGAGUAUCGGAACCAGUACCACCAGAAGAGAGGCAGUGCCACCAGCCUUGUUGAGGCGGUUUUGAUAUCAGAAGGACUUGGCAGAUACGCGAAGGACCCAAAGUUUGUGUCGGCUACGAAGCACGAGAUCGCAGACGCCUGCGAUAUGACCAUCGACGAGAUGGAAAGUGCGGCGAGCCACCUGCUGAACGGCGGAGUCACGCCCGGGGUCAACGGGGUUAACGUUUACCCAGUCAUGACUCAAAGAGAGUAUGACGUGCAGGACGUUUCGGCCAACUACAGCGACGAAGAGCCAGAAGCUGAAUCCCGGCCUCGUUACGAGGAGGACUUGGCGGACGAAAUGAUAUGCAUCACCACGUUAUAGCGUCCAGUUAGCAGCCCAAGCUAACGGACUUAGUUGUCACACAAAACCGAAAUGCAUCUAUUGGCUUAUAACCAAAAGAAGUGCCUUCCUUUCCAGUGGAGUCGAAAGGCACCAGGUGUAAGGACACGCUUGCCCCGCCUACUCUCUCCCUACUGGUCGAGGUGCAUAUCCAUCACAGGCCGGGGGGGGGCGAGGGAUCACUUUGCCAGGAAACAGUGUUCCACUCUGUCGGACUUCUGACAGUGAUGCUUUCGGCUCGCCGCUGAGCUGAUGACGAAGUCCGUGCUCGACUGUGACUGGCUGCUUGUGCUGUCACUCACGACAGGCUACGGACCAGUGAGCAGCGACCGUCAGUGUUUUCUCCAAGGUGAUGACAAUCAGAUUCAAAAUGUCAUUACCUCAGUCACUUUAUUAAGGGUUUUUGCAUAUCAUGCAUGUUUUCAAUGCAACCUAAGUAAGGCAUAUCUCCCCGUCGAGGCUUUAGUUUCAACCGAUUCAUGAAAGAUUGAUGAGAAUCACUAACUCUUUCGAUAACCAACACCGGGAAGACCGUUCUGGACUUCUGACAGAGAUCUUAUUGCAUUUUAAAAUCUGGAAAUUAGAUACCUUUUUAAAAAAGAAAUAAAAGAUUGCAGCGUUUGUGUUGAAAACAC
Messenger RNA from Neoarius graeffei (lesser salmon catfish), 6839 nucleotides. RefSeq names its product calcium channel, voltage-dependent, L type, alpha 1D subunit, a (gene cacna1da). Gene Ontology annotation, cellular component: voltage-gated calcium channel complex; membrane. NCBI's taxonomy places the organism in Eukaryota, Metazoa, Chordata, Actinopteri, Siluriformes, Ariidae. Gene Ontology annotation, molecular function: high voltage-gated calcium channel activity. The coding region runs from base 1 to 6186 and encodes 2061 amino acids. The record is from RefSeq and is a predicted model, not a curated record. The transcript has 47 exons. Gene Ontology annotation, biological process: calcium ion import across plasma membrane.